UGCUUUCUACCAGCACAGAGAAGAAGAAAGCUUCAUGUGGAGAAAGAAUCACCUGAUUGUUUUUGUCAGAUUUUAAACUAAUCCUCAGUUGAAACCCCGCAGCUGAAGCAUGUCGUGGAGGUGUAGUGUCCCCGGCUGUGGGAAACGCAAUCAGGCCAAAGCUAAAGACGUGGUUAUUCACCGUUUCCCUGAAAAAGACUUGGAGCUGUGCAGUAAAUGGUUAGCGGCUAUCGGCAGAGAUGGGACUAAAACCGAGAGGAAAUACGCGUCUUUACGGGUGUGCAGCCAGCACUUCAGUCCUGACGACUAUCAGAGGGAUCUGAAGGCGGAAUUAUUGGGAUGUCCGCCAAAAAAGGUUUUAAAGAAAACAGCAAUUCCGACUAUUUUCCACACAAAACGAAAGCAAGGCAGAAGACCCUCUCAGACUCUCAAUAAAACUCAACCUCAGGUGUCAUCUGAAAAAGAAAACGCACCAACUCCACUCUCAACAUGUUCUGAGUUGGAAGAGAUGUCAUGGCUUAAAGCUAUUAAAAGCCUUCAGAUUUCUCAAGGAUCUAACAUUUUUAAGAGUCGUGAGGUGAUUGUGAACACACAGUGUCUGCUGGAGCUUUUCCAGUUCUGCUGGCGUUGUCAGAAAGAGUGCUGUAUUACCAUUGAGGGCAACGAGAGGCAGUUUUCAGUCACGCAGGACUGUCAGAGUUGUGGACACCACAGAGACUGGAGGAGUCACCCGCCUUCAGCCGAACCUGCACAGACCUUUCAUAAAGAGGUAGAACAUACACGGAAGCACGAAGAGGUUGUGAUUCAGACUGGGUCUUCAGGUAACAAGUGCAAUAAGCAGAGCCAUGACCAAGUGUUCACUGGAAAGGACGGGUCUUAUUUAUCUAGUGAUGAUGAAGAAGAAGCAAGUCUGCAGGAAGAGGAAAUUAAGAGGAAAAAGAGGAAAUCUAAGGGGCAGGACAGUUCAGAUGAGCAAGAACUGCAUUUAGAUGAAGAGGCCACAGACUCCGAUGUGUCCAUGGAUGAAGAUCUGUUCACAGCUUUAAAGGAGGACAGUCAGGGUAACCUUGUGGUGUGGUGUACACAAUGUGGGACUGAGGCCUCGCUCUCCUGUUCUGUCCUUCGACACAAAAAGGUGUUCUGCUGCGCUCGGUGUGGUGCAGGUGACGACAUUCAAACACGUAAUAUUGAAUCACUUCCUGUUCGGUUUGAUGACGUCGCCGGGUUUCAGAAACAUGCUGAACAGGAGCACGGAGCCAAACCUUUCUAUAUACUGUGUCAGGACUGUGGCAAGUUUGUUACAGCAAAAAAAGAGCAUGUAUGUGAACAUAAAAUCAAAUUUAUCGUCUGUCCGGAGUGCGGGAAAAGGUUCCUCACCGAGGGCGGUCUAAAGACGCACCACACUCAGCUCCAUUCGGAUUACGAUCACCCGUGUAAAUACUGUCUGAAGGUCUUCAAAACCAAGUCUGCGAAACUGGAACACGAGCAGACUCAUCCUAAAGAAAGUCAACCAUACCGCUGUCCAGAUUGUCCAGAGAAGUUUGACAACAUUCACAAACGCAAUAACCAUGUCAAGUCCCACCGAGGUCCACAUAAAUAUGUGUGUGAUGUAUGUGACAAAGGCUUCAGGGAUAUUAACAGGCUGAGGAGGCAUAAGCUCAUCCACUCUGGAGAAAAGCCUUUCAAAUGCCAAGUGUGUGAGCGGUCCUUCAACCGAAUGGAAAACCUUGGUGCCCACAUGCGGGUCCACACUGGAGAGAGGCCUUUUACAUGUGAGCAAUGCGGAGAGUCGUUCAGUCACAACAUCAGCCUGAAGAACCACAAGCAACGACACCAUGACUCGAGUUUGACUCAAGAGAAAGAAGUGCUAAAUGAUGUAGAGAAUACGGUGAUGAAUACACAGGUAGAGGUUCCAUAACUGUUAUGACUUUGGUCCAGGCUCUAAACAUGAACAGUAUAUCUCUACGGAAAUCCCAAAGAAACUGAAGAUCAGUCUGACUUUUUCUAUCUGCAGACUAUGUGAUAAUUUUGAAAGCAGCUCUGUUUGCUAUCCCUGUACUAACUUAAUGGUAUUUAUAGAGCAUGGCCUGUGUACUGUGUACCAACAUGACUGAAUGUUUAUUCAUGAGCACUGCUGCAGUGAUUUUGUAAGACACUUGAAUAAAGCAAACAUUUUUAAGCAA
Messenger RNA from Ictalurus punctatus (channel catfish), 2183 nucleotides. RefSeq names its product zinc finger protein 708. The transcript is spliced from 5 exons. The record is from RefSeq and is a predicted model, not a curated record. Gene Ontology annotation, biological process: regulation of transcription by RNA polymerase II. The coding region runs from base 110 to 1918 and encodes 602 amino acids. Gene Ontology annotation, molecular function: RNA polymerase II cis-regulatory region sequence-specific DNA binding; DNA-binding transcription factor activity. Lineage: Eukaryota; Metazoa; Chordata; Actinopteri; Siluriformes; Ictaluridae.